AUGUCGAUAUACAUGAUGUCGGGCUCACAUAGUUCCUACACGCCACCAUAUCCUCAUCAGUACUAUUCCUCCCUGCCUCCGCGGCCCCAGGAUGCCGCCUUCAAUAGCCCAGUGCAAAGUUCCGUCAAGGCCUUCAACGUCCCAGUCUCUGACCAUACCCUCGAGUACCGAAUUCUAGAGCUGCUACAACCUUUUCGGGACACCAGCAGUCUCUUGAACGCCACUAAUGAAGCCAAGAACGUUUUAUUGCUGGCUCAUCUGUCAGAAAAUAUCGCCUCCAUCAUUGUCAGCAAACAGUCCAAGGAUCUCUCCAAGGCGGGAACAACCGAUGUGUAUAUCAUGAGCCGCAACUUGAACACCACCGCAGUCAACGGUACCGCAGCCAGCGGUCCGGCGUAUCUCCGCAUCUUCUUCCAUAUCGACUACCAAUCGAUUACAGUUGUUAAAGCGAAGAUCGAGAACGGGAAGAACGCGAUCGGUGCGCUUAUCGACGAGGUGGACAAGAUAAUCGAGAGCCUCAUGGAAGAUUCAUAG
Alternaria conjuncta is the source of this 534-nucleotide messenger RNA. RefSeq lists its product as uncharacterized. Lineage: Eukaryota; Fungi; Ascomycota; Dothideomycetes; Pleosporales; Pleosporaceae. The record is from RefSeq and is a predicted model, not a curated record. Bases 1 to 534 code for a protein of 177 amino acids. The transcript is spliced from 2 exons.